UGGAGACUUGAACUUCGUUCGAUUCUUGGACUUUGAGUCCCGAGAGCUUAGCAAUCUCAUUCCUACGCGAAAAAUUAUUGGACUUAAUCAUUGGGGUCCCAGAAUCUGCAGUUUUAGGAUCCCGAUACUAUUCCGAGACCUUCACAGUCAAAUAAUGGAUCAGUUUGUAUUCCAUUGCUCGAUAUGCUUGAAAGAGAACGCCGUUCCACUCAUGCGGUCCCUGAUGUGCGGUCACAGUUUCUGCGCACCAUGUCUUCAUGAAUACAUGACAGCAACCUCUCGCCCAACAUGCCCUGAAUGUCGCGAAAGAAUCAAACGGGGAGAUGAGAGGCGGAUCUUUCUCAACAUGUCGUAUGUUCCACGAGCGACUACUGUCAUCUCGGGACUUGCACAGAUGGAUGCCAAUGCGAGACUUGUCAGUGUGGCCAAGGCGGGAAAGAAGAUAGCACAGGCCACCAAGGACUUGCGAUGUGAUCAGGAUCUUGCGGAGGCACUUUUACGCGCGGUUGAAGACUUCAAGGAGCGAAUCGCGCCUACUUUUGCAGAACUGGACGUGAAACGCCGAGAGAUUCAGAAGAUGAGUCGAGACCAUGAGGUGGCCCUACAAGCGGCAAAAACUCGCCUCCUAGAAGUCGAAUUGGAGAGAGAUCAGGCUCUAACUUGUGCGCAGCAAGCUAUAACAAACAAGUCGGAGUAUGAAGAAAGCAUGUCGAGCCUCAGAUCCGACAAUAUGGCAUUGACAGAGAGAAACAGCUCGCUAGAGGCAAAGGAUGCCAGACAGAAGAUGACUAUCCAAGCCUUAGGAACGGACAUGAAAGCGAAAGAUGCCCAAAUCGAGCAAUACAGACAAACAAUCACUGAGCAGAAGAACCGAAUCCAUCGAUACAAAGCACGAAUUGAAGAGCUCAAAAUCCAACAAAAUGCCCGAGUUUAUGAAAAAUCAGUCGUUCUUCCAGAUGAGGUAGACAAAUUGUUCUAAUGCGAAAAGUACAUGGCUCAUGCCUGCACAAGAUCGACCUUGACGAAGCCAUUAGCCAUCAUUCGCCUCAUCGGCUCCGGACC
Molecule: messenger RNA, 1062 nt
Organism: Guyanagaster necrorhizus
Lineage: Eukaryota; Fungi; Basidiomycota; Agaricomycetes; Agaricales; Physalacriaceae
Exons: 5
Coding region: 155-979 (274 amino acids)
Molecular function (GO): metal ion binding
Source: RefSeq, a predicted model, not a curated record